Molecule: messenger RNA, 1512 nt
Organism: Talaromyces rugulosus
Lineage: Eukaryota; Fungi; Ascomycota; Eurotiomycetes; Eurotiales; Trichocomaceae
Exons: 3
Coding region: 1-1512 (503 amino acids)
Biological process (GO): regulation of transcription by RNA polymerase II; DNA-templated transcription
Cellular component (GO): chromatin
Molecular function (GO): zinc ion binding; DNA-binding transcription factor activity, RNA polymerase II-specific; RNA polymerase II cis-regulatory region sequence-specific DNA binding
Source: RefSeq, a predicted model, not a curated record
AUGACGCUUGCGUUGACAUCUAUGAAUUCAUCGAGGAACUACAACCCGUUCUUCUUCCUUCUUCAUCUCACCGACCCCUUGAUCAAAAGGGAUAGACUGGCGAUUGCAGAAACAGCAGGAUCCUCGAUUAGAAGAAACCUAGAGACGCUUAAUUCCACCCUAGAGGAUGCCCUCCUUCCCAACAACCCUCUGCAGUCUAUCCUAGGUGAUUUUCGGGCCAUGGAUUGGUUUCCCCAACCUUCAGUUACAGAAGACUUCCUCGCUACCGACUACAUAUUUGACGAUUGCUUCUCUUCAAAGCUCUCCAAUCAGCUUCACCAAUUGACGGUGGAAAUAGUCGAGACUUCCGAGUCCAUGACUACUGGAAAUUGCGAUCAACACCAAAAGACUCUUGAAAUGGCAGACCUAGCUUCGCUCUUCACAAUAUCAAACCUGUCUGCAUUCAUAUCGGCAUUUUUUCAUUCCCUCCACUGGCAUUUGCCCGUCGUGCAUUUCCCGACUUUCGAUCCAGGACAAGUUUCUAAUCCUCUUCUUCUCGCAAUAUUUUUAGCUGGGGCAAAGUAUACCAACACUCGAGGCGAAUCUGAUAUUCCGCCGGGACUUCUUUGCGUGGCUGAAGAGCAUAUUUUUCGGCGAGUUGCGAACCUAUCAACGACAAAGCUUCUAGAAAAUCCUGCUGCUGGUCUUGGUUCCGCCGUCGAAACCAUUCAAGCUGCUCUUAUUAUUGAAAUGUUACAGUUUGCACAGGAUGAUGUGCAAACGCGACGACGUAUUCGAGUCGUCAGGCAUCCGUGUCUGGUGUCCAUCAUCCGGUCCUUGGGAUUCUUCAGCUUGAGACGUCGUAUGAUGCUCGAAGUCUGCUGUGAUGAAUCUAGAUGGCGAGCAUUGAUUUCGGAAGAGAUAUGUAUUCGCAUCGCAUGCUGGGCUUUCCUUGCAGAUGGAUUUCUUACAGUCUGUUUCAAAAACCACCCUGUGCUGUCAGCAUUUGAGAUGGCCUGUGAUUUCCCGUGGAGCACCGAGUUAUUCGAAGCUGAAAGUGUGACAUCUUUUAACAAGCUUGUGCCUACCUAUGCGGCCGAGUCGUCUCUUCCUCCGCUGAGAGAAGUUGUUACUAAGUUGCUGAACAAUUCUGAUGCUGACAAUCCAUUACCGUGGAGUCAUUCAAUGUCAGAAGAACAUCUUUUGAUUUUAAUCUACGGAAUAAGCUCUUUCGCCUUUCAAGCACGAGCUGGCUUAUUCGGCCACAUAUCCCUAAACACCAUCAAACAAGCCGCCAGCAAAUGGAAAUCCAUCUGGGAAUCCAUCACCACAGGUCUCUGCCACUUGAACAAAGAAAAAGCGUUACAUUUGGGGUAUUCAAAACACGCUGAAGAACUCUGGUGGCUGUUGAAUGCUACACUAGAAGCUUCUACGGUAGAUAAUAAGACCGAAAGCCUACGGUAUUUAGAAAGUGGAGAGACGGAUGAGUUGACGAAUCUGAAUGAGUUUAUUCAGUGGUGUUACAAGACGUGA